Messenger RNA from Formica exsecta, 1668 nucleotides. Its product is annotated as coiled-coil domain-containing protein 51-like. The coding region runs from base 281 to 1252 and encodes 323 amino acids. The transcript is spliced from 2 exons. Lineage: Eukaryota; Metazoa; Arthropoda; Insecta; Hymenoptera; Formicidae. The record is from RefSeq and is a predicted model, not a curated record.
CAAUAAUAUGCAUUAAACAAUUAUAUACAAUUUUCGAUAUAAGAUUUUUAAUAUUAUUUCGAUGAUAUUUAUGAGUACAGAUUAAAUCACGUUAAGUUAGGGUUAGAAUUUUUUUAUAAGACGGCAUUUAACAUGCCUUCAACCGAGUACCGAGUAGUUAUAUUUUUUGGUUAGAAUUGGGGUUAGGUUAGCUCUCCGCAUUAUAUUCAUACGUCGGCACACGUCGGUAUGCGUGAUUCUGACAUAUCAUUUUAUUUAUUUGAGUUUUCUAGUUUAUAAAAUGAUAGAACGCUAUCGACAAUUGAUUAACCUAAUAAACAAACAAAUGAAAAAAUAUGCGGUGUUUCAUCACGCAAAAGAAAUUGCAGAAAAUGCCACAGAGAAAACGCAGAACAAGUUAUCCAAUGCACAAAACCUCGCGGCUGAGAAAUAUAAUAUUAUUGCAAAAAAACUUAGUGACCAGGCUAUCAUUAUACAAGAUUUAAAUGCCAAGGCAUUGAAGCCAAGCCAGGAAGAAUUGUCAGGAAAAAUUGUUAAAUGGUGGCAAUGGUACAAUCAAUUGACAGGAUUGAAUGACGUCGAAGCAGCGAAGAAACAAGUAAUUAUCCUUCAAGAUAAAUUGUUUCUAUGUCAGGGCAAUAGAAGAAUCUUGAACAAAGAAUUGACAGACAUUACUCAUAAAUUGCAAGAAUUAUAUGCUGAAUUAGUUCAAACAAAGCGAGAUGAUCCUAAAUUUGUACAUUUAACGAUAACGGAAAAUAAAUGUUUGCAAGAACAAAAUAAAAUUCUUAAUCAACUCUCUUUAUCAGAAAAAGAAGAGAGGGAUAAUUUCACACAGUUAGCUACUGCUAUCAAAGAAUAUCACGACAGUCAAAAUUUAAAUGCACAGAAAUAUAAAUAUUUAUCUAUCCUCACAUCUGCCAUAAUAGCAAUUGUAUCGUUAGUUGGUUCAAUUAUACUUAAUAACAAGAGGAUACUAGAUAUAAGAAAUACUAUACAGACAGUGCAAGAAAAAAAUGAAUCGUUACAUCAAACAAACACAAAUGAAUUGUCUGAUCUUAAGAAAAUAUUGCUAUCAUUUGAUACCAAGUUCUCCAAACAACACACAAAUACCAACGAAAAGGAGAACAACAAUAAUUCGUCUAAUAUUCUCGUGGCCUCUACCAAAUAUUCAGCACAUUUGUUAAUUUCAGGAGCAAGUUAUAUUAAGAAAGGUAUCUAUGCAUGCGGGUCAUUUAUCUUUUACAAAUAAUAAAUAUUUACCAAAAAUAUACAACUACUCAACAAUGCAACUAAAUUUAUAUGAAUCUUAUUUUCUUCCUAAUGUAUAAUGAUGUAUACUUUUUAUGAAAUGUUUAUAAAGGGGAGAGAGAUAUAUGUACAGUAUAUAUCAUAAAACUUGAAAAUAAGAAAUAUAGAACAAAAAUAUUAAUAUUUAAUAUAUGUUAAAAUAUGAAGUUUUUUUCUAUAAGAUAAGAAAAGAAAGUUAUAUUCUACAUUUGCUAGACAAAAUGCUUCAUAUUUUGCGUAAUCCACAUUGUUGGAUAUGUUUUAUGAUCAUUGAUUUAUGAUUAUUAAUUUCCUUCAAAAUAUUGUAACACACAAUACUAUAAUUAUAAUUGUAAAUUGCAGAUGUAAUCUGUUAAGUAAACAUAAUAUAAAAAUCAA